Aegilops tauschii subsp. strangulata is the source of this 4117-nucleotide messenger RNA. RefSeq names its product probable jasmonic acid carboxyl methyltransferase 2. NCBI's taxonomy places the organism in Eukaryota, Viridiplantae, Streptophyta, Magnoliopsida, Poales, Poaceae. The record is from RefSeq and is a predicted model, not a curated record. Gene Ontology annotation, molecular function: methyltransferase activity; protein binding.
AUUUGUUGCCAGGAGUAACAAGAAGACAGUUAUGAAAUUACAGUGCAACAUAAACAUUGAAUGAUUGCCUGUGUGCAAAGCUUAGUUUUGAAGACAGUUUUGAACAUCUCUGUAAUCCCUCAUGGUAAGAUUUAUGGUUCUGGCCUGGACGGUCUUAACAGGGCUCUUUAGAUUUUUUUUGCUUCUUUCAAGUUAGGUUAAAACUAUCAACUACAGCAUUCUUUCUUUGUACCAAUGGCAUGUAUAGCUACCAUCCAUUUUCCAGAACAGCAAUGGAUCCACAGCUUUCGAGCCAGGCUUGACCAUUCUGUACUCAGUGGUAUAUAUAGCUCCCCUGGUUUUACAAAGCAGAGAAGGAUAUUCUGUUCCUUUGUUGCAAAACAAAAUUUCAUGCUUUAUCAUCAUACCUUUCCUAUAUGCUGCAUGAUCAUACGAAAAGGGAAAAAGAAGAAUAUGCAUGCUUCUGUGAUGAAGUCAUACUUACCAUCUCUUGUUGUAACUUAUCCUGCUCCUGGGUGGUAGUAAUGCACUUUUCUCUCAGCUUUACUACCAUAUUUUUCUACAAAACAGAAUCAUAAUAUUGUUUCAUGUCAUUGGGUUCUUUAUGGAACACAGGGAACCUAAGAUAAUGAAGCAAUAUAAGCUCCACCGUCUCAUUGAAAGAUCUUACCAUGAUACUUAUUUGAAGAAUCCACACAUUUGUUGUGAUGAACUUGCUUUCAGGGUUAUUGAGCUUCUUUCAAACUUUAGAUUCUGCACAUCUUCUGUUACCUGGUACAUACAAGGGAGAAACUGAUGAAAUUAACCCCAUCCUGUAAAAAAAGAGAACAGAUCAAAACUGUAGUCUGUAUUAUCAAACAUGCAUAGACACAGAAUUUCUCUAUCCAAUAUAAGGCUAUAUAACAGGAAGACCUGCGAGCAUCGGCAGGGUGGUUGCGUUCCUGCCUAGGGUGUGCUGCCUUCAUCACUCACUGACAUCUUCUUGUCGAGGGGUCAGACUGCCGUUAUGACCGCUCACAAGGUGCUCUCAGUGACUAGGUCAUGGAUUUGUGCUGCCACAACAUGGUUCAUUGCUUUCGAUGUUCACAUGCUGGUCAGGUGGUUCCACGUCGGCUGAUUGUGCAGGCUUUGAAAGAGUACUUGUGGUUACCCACAUCCAGUCUUGACAUUCUAGGCCGAUACUCCUCGUGUUGCUGGUUUGUAAAAACAGACAUUCUUGGAUAGCUUCCCUGGGUUAAUUGGCGGUUGUUGGUGUGACAGACUUAUUGAGCACAUACAGGUUAGUUCUUCUUUUGUGUCCUGCAAAUCCUGGACUCAGUUGUUCUCUCAAUCUUGUUUGUCUAUAACGACAAAGGGUGUUACUAUUCUGCAAAUUACUCCGCUCAUUUUAGUAGGAUCCACUAUAUAAGAGAGAUGGUUUUGGUAGGAUCUGGAAACCGAAGUUAGAAAUAUGAAUUCAGUGGUCGAUUGCAAAUUACUCCGCUCAUUUUCUUCCCUCUUUCGCUGUCCACAUGCCUUUGCUUGAGAUGGAAGGUACAUCCUCUGAGUUCUUAUUUCCAUCUAGAAGUGUUUAACAGUAAUAUUUUGUUUCAUAUCAACCAUAAUAGUAGUAGCCUCGGAGGUGGUACUAGGCGAUAUUCCUGCAAUCUUGCCACUAGGAGGCUUUGAAGUGUGUUUUCCCAGUUUAGCAGUGCAGGCACAUGUGUUUUUCUCUCCAGCUUGUAUAUUUGCACUGUGGCUGACUUCUACUGAUUUUGUAUGUGUGAUGACGUGCUCCUUUUCGCCAUGGUAUUAUCUCUAAUAUUUAUUUAAGAGAGCUCAUGGUUUUCGUGUUGAUCAUACUCCUGGUUAGAAUAUUUGAGUAUAUAAUGUUGUUUGGUCAGCAUUGUAAGGUGAUUAAGAUAUGAUCAGACCGUGAUUAAGAUAUCAUGAUCAGAUCAUCCUUCUACAUCGAAGACUUUGGACCGUGCCUUCCAUAGGGUUGAAAGUUGACCAAAAUUUUCACACCACUCUUCAGCUGUGGUUCUUGAUUGAUUCAUAUCACCUCAUUCAUAUUUUAUUCAAAUAGAUGUCCUUUUGCUUGGGCAACUUUAUGCAGUGUGAAUGUUCUUUACACGCUACCAAAACUUUAUAGUUAAUUCCAACCAGUGCCAUCCCUGUACAACGUCACACUUAAGUUAUUAUUUGAAGAUCACAUGGUAGUUCAUUAUUUGGCUGCUUGAAGUAUUCGCGUUAUCCAUGCAGUGUGCACUUGCUUGUGUUCAUCAAGCAUCGUAUGGAAGCAUUAAGCAUUAGCAAAAUAAAAUCCUCUGUGCAGCCACUGUAGAAAAAAGAUUAUAUACCACUCCCAAUAAGAAUAAAAUGUGAUUUUCAGUUUUUUUUUUCUGUCAGCUUCAGAAAAAAUGUGCCUGUGCUGUUCUAAAAUGUCUGAAAUGUUUGCUUUUGACCUUGAAUCCCAUGUUGAAUAGCCAACUCAAUGUAACCAAAUUAAAAUAACAUGUCUGCUGAUCUAAAACAACUACUAAUAGUGACGGGUUGUUAAGCUAUUGGCACAUCCUUAUCUGUAGUUGAAUUUGGCCCGAGCUUUGAAUCAGUGGUUACAUUUAAAGUAUUCCCUCGGUUGUUUAAAGAUCAGCAGCCAUCCCAAGGUAGCAGAGGGAAAUAAGAACUGACGUUAAUGUACAUCAUUAGCUGUGGCCUCCAAAUCUGGUUCUAUCCGGUUUUCUGGAGGUUAGCCUCGCUCUAACCAAAGCAAUGGCCUCCAAGCAGAUGGUGCAUAUGAACCAAGGACAAGGGGAAAGAAGCUAUGCUCGCAACUCUGGUAUUCAGAACGCUCAGCAGAACAGGAUGAAGCUCCUGAUAGAAAGAGCCAUCAUAGACUUAUGCAGCAGCACCUUGUUACCUGACAAGAUGGUGAUCGCGGACUUGGGCUGCUCCUCUGGCCCAAACGCGCUGGCACUGGUGUCGGUCGCUGUCGAGGCGAUCCAUGGUUACUGUCUUCAGUUCCAGCAGCCACCACCGGAACUUUGUGUGUUCCUCAACGAUCUGCCUGACAACGACUUCAACACGGUGGUGAAGAGCCUUGUCACACUCCGUCGAAUCAACGACCCUGUGGUCUUGACGGGUGUCACACCGGGAUCGUUUUACGAGAGGCUUUUCAUUAGUAGCUCCGUGCAUCUUGUGUGCUCGUCCAGUAGCCUGCACUGGCUCUCAAAGCCUCCUGAAUUUCUAACGAGGAACCAGAUCCCGGCUUACUACAUCGAUGAGCAUGCUAGGCGUGAAAACCUCCCUAUGGUCCUUGAGGCUUAUGCACAACAGUUUAGGAAUGAUUUCCGACAUUUCCUGGAGCUGAGAGCCAAAGAAUUAGUCCCGGGAGGACAGAUGGUUGUUUCCAUUAUAGGGAGGCAUUCUGAUGGCAUCGCGCCCUUUCACAUCUGGGACAUCCUUGCUCAGGUUCUAAGCCUUAUGGCCUCAGAGGGUGUAAUCGACAAGGCGAAGUUUGAUUCUUUCUACGUGCCAGUCUAUGGGCCUUCAAAGGAAGAUUUAAGAGAGAUCAUCCAAGAUGAGGGUUCCUUUUCCAUCAAGGAGUUUCUGGUGCAUGACUUUUUAAGCGACCUGGACAGUGCACUCGUCACCCCAAGCUGGAUCGCCAACCAGAUAAGGGCCGUGUACGAACAGAUAGUCGUGCAACAUUUUGGGGAUGUGAUGGACGAAUUCGUGAGGAUCGCGGAGCGGCGCUGGAACCUGGACGGAAGCUUGCUGCAGGAAGAGCAUGCCGGAUUAGCUAUGCUGACUCUGUCGGUCGCCAAGGCAUGAUGGAUUGAUGAUCGUGGCCGCUGGUGUGACUGCUUUGCUUUUUUCCAAAGGAUGGUGAGUUGCUGGCCGGUUUACAAGGCAACAACAUGUUCACACUUCAUUAAUCGAUUUACAUAUUGGAGUGGGCUUUCUUGUGUCAUACUAUGUGAUUGCUUCUCUUCUAUGUUUAUGGAUUUUUUUAUACAUUUCUAUUAUUCUGUCAUCUGAAUGGACUAUUCUAUAUAUUGUAAAAAUAUGUGACUCAUUUGUCCAAGUACAUGUUCACGCUACAACCAUAUUCUAGCUUUUAGUUAUCGCUCCA